AUGGCGCCCUCCUAUAUUGGCAUGAGUGGGCGGCCACUGUCGCAGACAGUGUCGACCAUUGCGACGAUGGGCUUCUUACUCUUCGGUUAUGACCAAGGUGUCAUGUCUGGAAUUAUCUCAUCCACCGCUUUCACCGACGUCUUCACAGCUGCGAAGGGCGACAACACAAUGCAAGCCCUAAUCACUGCAGUCUACGAGCUGGGGUGUCUCUUCGGAGCCAUGUUCGCCCUCUUUACUGCUGACAAGUUAGGUCGUCGCAAGAUGGUUAUCGGCGGUGCGGCCAUUAUGAUUAUCGGUGUCAUUAUUCAGGUCACAUCUUUUGUCGGCCACAUUCCUCUCUUGCAGUUCUUCUUCGGCCGUGUGAUCACCGGUAUUGGAAAUGGCAUGAACACCUCCACUAUUCCCACCUACCAAGCCGAGUGCUCGCGCACUAGCAACCGUGGUCUACUCAUCUGUAUCGAGGGAGGUACCAUUGCCAUCGGUACUAUGAUCGCUUAUUGGAUUGACUUCGGUGCUUCCUACGGCCCGCCUGACCUUGCCUGGAGAUUCCCCAUCGGCUUCCAGGUUAUCUUCGGCGCUAUCAUAAUCGUCGGGAUGUAUUACCUGCCCGACUCUCCACGUUUCCUCAUCUCUAGGGGCAAGGUCGAAGAAGGAGAGUACGUGUUGGCCGCUCUGGCCGGCAAGGAAAUUGAUGACCACGAGACUCAGCUACAGAAGCAACUUGUCAUUGAGUCCAUUGAAGCGGCUGGCGUCUCCGAAGGAUCUGGCUACUCCGACCUACUCACCGGCGGCAAGACGCAACAUUUCCGUCGCAUGCUGAUCGGAUCAUCGUCCCAGAUUGCUCAACAGCUUUCUGGCUGCAACGCAGUUAUCUAUUAUCUGCCAGUGCUCCUGAAGCAAUCCCUCAACCAAACCGAAUUCAUGUCCCUCCUUAUCGGCGGUGUAAACAUGAUCGUCUACGCCAUCUUCGCAACAUUCUCCUGGUUCUUCAUCGAAAAAAUCGGCCGACGUAAGCUCUUUAUUGGAGGAAUGACAGGUCAAAUGGUCUCAAUGAUCAUCGUUUUCGCUUGUCUGAUUCCUGGCACCCCCGGCCCAGCCAAGGGUGCCGUCUUCGGACUGUUCCUCUACAUGUCCUUCUUCGGUGCAUCGAUUCUCCCUCUUCCCUGGUUAUACCCAGCCGAGAUCUCGCCCAUUCGAACACGCGCCAAGGCAAACGCCGUCUCAACCUGUUCCAACUGGCUGUUCAACUUUACCGUUGUCAUGAUUACCCCCGUUAUGAUUGAACACAUCAGCUGGCGAACAUAUCUCUUCUUCGCCGUCAUGAACGCCGUCUUCAUCCCACCGAUGAUCUUCUUCUACCCCGAGACUGCCGGUCGCAGUCUGGAGGAGAUUGAUAUCAUCUUUGCCAAGGGUUUCUGCGAAAACAUGUCCUAUGUGCGCGCGGCGAAGGAGCUUCCCAAGCUGUCCGACGAGGAGAUCGAGCAGAAGGCUUUGGAGUAUGGAUUCGGCGGUGGAGGUGGUGAUGAUGCCGAGAAAGGUCACCCCGCUUCGUCCAACUCAUCGCAUCAGGGCAAUACCAAGAAGCAGGGGGAGAGUAGCCAGUUCACGGAGGAGUACUCUCAGUCUCAGUAG
This is a messenger RNA of Penicillium waksmanii, 1632 nucleotides long. Its product is annotated as putative MFS monosaccharide transporter. Gene Ontology annotation, biological process: carbohydrate transport; transmembrane transport. Gene Ontology annotation, cellular component: membrane. Lineage: Eukaryota; Fungi; Ascomycota; Eurotiomycetes; Eurotiales; Aspergillaceae. Gene Ontology annotation, molecular function: carbohydrate:proton symporter activity. The coding region runs from base 1 to 1632 and encodes 543 amino acids. The record is from RefSeq and is a predicted model, not a curated record. The transcript has 3 exons.